UCAAAACAACAACAAAAGACAAAGCGGGCUUCCCAUCUCUUAGUUAUUGGCUCGGUUUUCCUCUGGUUUUCCUCUGGUCUAUCCUACCCCAUCCAUCUAUUCUCUCAUCCUUAGAAAGGCUGUCUGGAUUGACUCAAUUCCGUCCUCACUCGACCAUUAAUUUUCGUACCCUUGGAAUCUAUUCUGGGUUGUUUGGCAUUUGUAUUGCUGCGGUUAUUAUUAUUCGUUGAUCAUGGGUCGACGUAAAUCGAAGAGGACAGCCGGUCCCAAACGGAAAAACUUGGAGGCCUUGGACGUGCUCUUCAAUUGUCCAUUCUGCAACCACGAACGGUCGUGUGAGGUCAAAAUGGAGAAGACAAAAAACACGGGACGCAUUCAGUGCAACAUCUGUCUCGAAGACUUUCAAGCCACUAUCAACGUACUCUCCGAACCUAUUGACGUGUAUAACGAGUGGAUAGACGCAUGCGAAGCCGCCAAUCAAUGAUGCAAAAUCCAUUCCCAUUUUCAUCUCCCCUUUUCAAAGAGCCCCCGAUGCUCCAGAUGCCAUCGAUUCCUUACAGGGGCUUCAUAUCAAUGUAUUCAUUAAAAAUGUGACCAAAGA
Molecule: messenger RNA, 601 nt
Organism: Tigriopus californicus
Lineage: Eukaryota; Metazoa; Arthropoda; Copepoda; Harpacticoida; Harpacticidae
Product: transcription elongation factor 1 homolog
Exons: 2
Coding region: 233-484 (83 amino acids)
Biological process (GO): transcription elongation by RNA polymerase II
Cellular component (GO): transcription elongation factor complex
Molecular function (GO): RNA polymerase II complex binding
Source: RefSeq, a predicted model, not a curated record